Symbiodinium sp. CCMP2592 is the source of this 1866-nucleotide messenger RNA. Lineage: Eukaryota; Dinophyceae; Suessiales; Symbiodiniaceae. The record is from the annotation of a GenBank genome assembly.
AUGUCCUGGCAUUUCUACUUUAUGAUGGACUUCAUCGAUCCGAACGACGGCCGAGACCUGUGCCCGGAGUCGGAGCUGGUUUUCGGCAGCAUGGUCUGCGUGACUGAGUACUGGUUUGUGGUACUAGUGACGACAGUGCUUGGCUGCUUUUUUGCUGCACUGGCGACAUUCGUGCCGUGCCCGCUCUUCAACUCGAGGAAAGCCUUCCAAGACAUGAUAUCCACGAUGGGCACCGUUAGCAAGAUCUGGGAGGAGGCAGUGGAGUACAUCUGCGGCACCAGUCGAACGGCCAAGCGAUUUCAUCUUGAGGCUAAGAUCGAUGCCAUCAGCCAGAUGAACCUGAACGUCGCCGCCAACCUUAAGUCGGCCUGGUGGGAGUCGGCCUUGUUGGCCAGAUUCGAACCCCGGCGUCAGAUCAUGAUGCAGUUUCAGAGCAACAUCGCGGACAUUGUGGACAUUCUGCCGGCUGUGAAGUCCUGCGUGCUCAAUGAAGAUUUCACUGGGAAGCAUGAGGAGUUCGUCCGACCUCUCCACCCGCAGCUGCAGGCCAUGGUUCAAGAGGCCACGGCUCUCACGGAACUUUGCCUUAGUGCGACCUAUGAGAAGCAGAUCAAUGCAGUUAUGAAGUCGGCGAUCCUCCAGUCAAAAGAUCACAUACGGAAGCUGCAGCGGAAGCUGGUUUUCGACUACAAAAACUACUGCCCCAAGCCUUCCGACGACCUGGCUGAUGAGACGAUCAUGGUCUUCUCCGUGUCUUUCACAGCGCGCAAAGCCGCAGACCUGGCUCAGCGUGUUAUCGAGUGGAAUGAGGAGGACACGAAGUGGCGCUGCUGGCGUGGUGACAAUGUCUUGCUGUUGGUGAAGGGAGGCUGGGAGGGGCUCCGGAACACAUGGGCGCCCGGUAAGACUUUCAGCCCGGACCAUCUCGCCUUUGCAGCCCGCAAUUUUGUGGGCAUCACCAUUGUGUUCUUCUUGGCUAUCAGGAUGAAUGGCUACGUUUUCAAGAGCUACGAUCCGACAAUGCCGGCCACUCUGGCAUUGCUCAUAUCCCAAUACCAGAGCACGGCAUUUACGAACAACCUCCAUCGAUUGCUGGGUGUCCUGUUGGGCAAGGUGCUGCCCUUGCUGAUCCUCUCUGGGCUUUCGAUUUUCGACUGUGGGUCAAAGAUGCGCUCGGCGGCUGCCUUUUUGGCCAUCUGGCUCUAUGUCUGGGUGUUCAUGUACAUGUAUUUCACGUCACAAACAUGGAGUCUGGUGGGCUGCUUGAUUGCGGGCUUCGGCGUUUAUCCGCUGCUCACGACUUGCUCUGCCGGCUUGAACACAAAUCUUUUCAACAUGCGAUACUGCGAGCUCGGGCAGAUCACCAUGGCCUUGGCAGUGCAGCUGCUCGUGGACAGUCUGCUCAAGCGAGAGGGCCCAGAAGCUGCAGCCAUCGGGCAACUCGGAAUGCUCCUGGACCGGAUUUUCCUCGGCUACACCCCGCAAGGGGGUGGGGAGAAAAGGAAAUCCGGCUUACAAGCGGUCCUGGGGAACGACCUUGAAGCUUUGCAGAAGGCUUUAAACGAGGCGGAUACCUGCAUGGCCCGGGCUCGGUCUUUAGUGACCGAGGCCGAUCCGAAGUCGCGAAUCGCGGCGGGCCCCCAAACGCCUUUCAAGAUCGCGCUCUACCGCGACUCGCUGGACAUCCUGCAGAACUGCAUGAACAACCUGACCCUGUUCCUGAUGGCUUCGAAGACCUGGGCAGAGAAUGAGUCCGUGCGCGACAUCGAAGAUGAGGCCGAGAACCCAAGCAUGGCGAUGGACUCAGCCGCCGAGCUGAAAAGCGGGGGGAGUAUCCCUCCUCUGCGGGACCUCCUUCCGUCCUAG